Molecule: messenger RNA, 10285 nt
Organism: Oryzias melastigma (Indian medaka)
Lineage: Eukaryota; Metazoa; Chordata; Actinopteri; Beloniformes; Adrianichthyidae
Gene: ep300a
Product: E1A binding protein p300 a
Exons: 31
Coding region: 551-8653 (2700 amino acids)
Biological process (GO): positive regulation of transcription by RNA polymerase II
Cellular component (GO): histone acetyltransferase complex; nucleus; transcription regulator complex
Molecular function (GO): histone acetyltransferase activity; protein binding; chromatin DNA binding
Source: RefSeq, a predicted model, not a curated record
CAUGCAGAGUCCCUGAAGUUUCCUCGGAUCUCUGUGACAGACAUCGGCGUGUUCGGCUCAGUUUUCCCCGCGUGCAUCCCCGCAUCCUCAGCCGCGCGAGCCUCUCUCCGCGCGACGUUCUCCUCAUCCCGACUCCGCUGGAAAGGGAGGCUGAAAUGACGGAUGCGAGCAUGGAGGCGAAACCCGGGGACGCGGCGUUCGAGUCGAAGCACGGACUUUAAGUUUAUUGGGAGGGGGGGUCAAAGAUUGUCUCCAUCUUUACUUUUUACCGACCCCCUCCACCACCACCUCCUCCUCCGCUGGCAGAAAUUUAUAAAGAACAAAAAAUCCGACGAGGGAGGGAGGGGAGGGGGGUUGAUAUACGCCGAGGCUGAAAUCGAGAGGCGAACCCAGGGAAAGAGGAGUAAUUUCUACACGGGACUUUCCCCCUCUUAGUACCCCAAGAGGAGGGGGAAAAGUGGCAGUAUUGGAAACGAAGAGGAAUGGUCAUCUAGGAGCGUAAAAACGUCUGCAACUGUGGAUACUUUAUAUAUUUUUAUUUCGAAAAAAUAUGGCCGAGAACGUUCUGGACUCUGGCCCGCCUUCAGCCAAGAGGCCUAAACUCUCCUCUCCGGCACUUUCCGUCUCAGCCAGCGAUGGAAAUGAUUUCGGCUCGCUGUUUGACUUGGAGCAUGACCUCCCAGACGAGCUCAUCAGCUCUCAUGAACCAGGUCUGGUCAACGGCGGGGACCUCAACCAGCUCCACACCAGUCUGGGAGGAGGAGCUCAGGGCUUGGGUCCUGCCGGGGGGAACGGAGGGCCAGGCGGACUUGGCGUCGGGCUCGGCUCUGGCGGAGGCCAAGACGCAGUGGCCAAGCAUAAACAACUGUCGGAGCUUUUGCGAUCCGGAGCCCCUGGCUCAAAUCAACAAGGGCAUCAGGGAGCCAUGGGCAGCCCGGGAGGUCCCACCGGCAUGGGACAACACUUGGCCAACAUGAAGGCGUCGCCGGGUCAAGCGCCUCAGCAGAUGAUGAGCCAAGGGCAGCAGCACCUUUCUCCUCAGCAACAGGCCAACAUGAUGCAGCAGAACGCCGCCGCUGGAAUGAUGAGUAACAUGAAUAGGGCUAUGAUGGGAGCGCAGCAGAAAGCCAAUAAUGUACAGCAGCAGCAGCAAGGCAUGAUGGGGAACCAGGUGAUAAAUGGCUCUCCCAGGAUGGGCUUUGGUAAUCAGGGAAUGCCUGGCAGCAGCAACCUGUUGGCUGAGACUCUCCAGCAGCAAGGAGCCGGAGGGCAGACCACGAUGAGAGGCCAGCAACCUGGAGCAAUGAACAAGAUGGGGAUGAUGGGUAAUCCAGGCGGCCCUUUUGGGGGUCCGUACGGAGGUCAGGGAAAUCAAGCUCUCGGAGCUGCAGGGCUGGGCCCUCAACUCCCGAACAAGGGCCCCAUGGCCAACAGCCUAGCCCAGUUUAAUGUGGACAAGAAGAGCCAGCCCAUGCAGGGAAUGGGAGCCAUGGGCAUCCAGCCUUCACAGACAGGUGUGGUCCUGCCAGGAGGUCCUUCAGGUGCUGUGGGGGCCGCCCAGGGGAUGGUACCCAGCGCCCAGGCGGGUCUGGUGGGGCCCGGCGCUCAAGCCUCUGCCGCGUCUGCCGCAGCGGGAGCGCCACCGACCGCUGACCCCGAAAAGCGCAAACUCAUCCAGCAGCAACUGGUGCUCCUGCUUCACGCACACAAGUGCCAGCGGCGGGAGCAGGCCAACGGAGAGGUCCGGCAGUGCAACCUGCCCCACUGCCGGACCAUGAAGAAUGUCCUGAACCACAUGACGCACUGCCAGGCCGGCAAGUCCUGUCAGGUGGCACACUGUGCUUCUUCAAGACAAAUCAUCUCCCACUGGAAGAACUGCACCAGACACGACUGUCCGGUCUGCCUGCCGCUGAAGAACGCCGGGGACAAGAGGAACCCGCAGUGUGAGUCUCUUCUCGGGGCGGCCGCUGCAGGACUGGGAAGCUCUCUCGGCGCCGUACCCGGCGCCCAGCCAAGCACUCCCAACCUCAACCCCCCCAGCCAGAUCGACCCCAGCUCUAUAGAGAGAGCCUACGCCGCUCUGGGCCUCACCUACCAGGGGAACCAGAUCCAGACUCAGAGCAGCCAGCCCAACCAGGGCCCGGCUGGCAUGAGGCCUCUGAAUCCAAUCGGUGCGAAUCCUAUGGGGGUCAACGGAGGUGUGGGCACCCCCCCUCAGAGUCAGGCAAACCUCCUGCAGGACACUAUGAUGCAUCUCAAUGUGAACAGCCAAAGUCUGAUGAACGACGCCGGGGGGGUCGGUUCGAUGCCCACGGCAGCCCCUCCCUCUGCCACAGGCAUCAGGAAAAGCUGGCACGAGGACAUCACCCAGGACCUACGAAACCACUUAGUGCACAAGCUCGUCCAGGCCAUCUUCCCGACUCCAGAUCCUGCUGCGCUCAAGGACCGUCGAAUGGAGAACUUGGUGGCCUAUGCCCGAAAGGUGGAAGGAGACAUGUACGAGUCCGCCAACAGCAGAGCCGAAUACUAUCACCUCCUGGCAGAGAAGAUCUACAAGAUUCAGAAGGAGUUGGAGGAGAAGAGGAGGACCCGAAUGCAAAAGCAGGUUCUGGGUAUUGGACCUGCUGGCAUGGGUCAACCUCCAGGUGGUCUUCCUCCAAACGGUCCUCUGCCUGACCCAUCAAUGGUGAGACCACCUGGUCCAGGUCAGAUGGUAAACCGGAUGCAGGGUCCAGGUAUGAAUCAAUUCAAUCAGAUUGGGAUGCCGCCCAUGAGCCAGAGGUCCACUCCUCCUCUCCCCAUGGGAGCGCCUGGCAACCAGAUGGGAAUUGGUGGUCCAAGAGUGGGUCAACCCAAUGUCAACCAGCUUCAGAACCAGUACCUGACCCAGGGGCAGUUCACCGGCUCAGGUCCAGUUGGAUCAGGUCAGCCUGGAAUGGCCCCACCUGGAGGACCAGGAGGCAUGGCGCAGCCCCCCAUGGGAACUCCUCCAUCCCUCUCAGUGCCCAGUCCUCUGGCACAGCCCGGUUCAGUGGGCGGUCCGGGUGGGGUGUCGGCGGUGGGACCUAUGGGUCCCCACAGUGUGGGCGGUGGAGGCCCCGCCUCUGCCUCGUCAGUCACGUCAUCGAACACGAACCAGCAGCCCAACUCCAUCCCUCAUUUGGGGGCCAUGCGCGGCAGCUCCCCCUCCCCUGCACACAGCCGCUCCCCCACCCCCCACCAAACGCCUCCGAGGUUAGCGGGAUCCCAAACGCCGCAGCCACACACCCCCGGAGCGCCGCAGCUGGCGCCGCCCUUAUCUCUGCCGCAGAAUCAGCUUGGGCAGGGUCCCGGCUCCAACAAGCCCCUCCAGCAGCAGCACAUGGGUGCGGCUGGUUCAACCACGCCCUCCCACCCGGGAAUGGCCGCCAGCUCCACGCCUCACGGUGGACAGCUUCCACGCACUCCGUUGUCCCAGAAAGGCUCGUUUCCAGCAGAGAACCAGGCGCUGACCCCGGCGUCCGUCAGCAGUCUGGACACCUCGUCCCAGCAGCCGCAGUCAGAUGCUUCAGCCACCAACCUGGAGCCCAAGAUGGAGGUCAAGCAUCAAGACGAAGACGAGGAGAGCGACGUGGGCAGCUGCUCCAAAGGAGGCAAACUCAGCAACCACAAGACGGAGGAGAAACCCAUAAAGUCCGAGUUUAAGAAGGAGGAGUGUUCUGGGGAGGGAGGGAAGGGAACUCCGACUGAUGCGUCCGCAGCGUCAGCGGUAAAGAUGGAGGACAGGAAGCCGCCCGUGAAGAUGGAGGUGAAGGAGGAGGAGGAGACAUCGGAGGCAGCUACUCCUCAAGCCCCGGCAAAAAAGAAGAUCUUCAAACCAGAAGAGCUUCGUCAGGCUCUGAUGCCCACGCUCGAGUCUCUGUACAGACAAGACCCGGAGUCUCUGCCCUUCAGGAUGCCUGUGGACCCUCAGCUGCUCUGCAUACCUGACUACUUUGACAUUGUGAAGAACCCGAUGGACCUUUCAACUAUCAAGAGAAAACUCGACACAGGUCAGUACCAGGAUCCCUGGCAGUACGUUGAUGACAUCUGGCUGAUGUUCAACAACGCCUGGCUGUACAAUCGGAAAACAUCCAGAGUCUACAAGUACUGCUCCAAGCUGGCGGAAGUGUUCGAGCAGGAGAUCGACCCUGUGAUGCAGAGCCUCGGAUACUGCUGUGGGAGGAAGCUGGAGUUUUCUCCUCAGACGUUGUGCUGCUACGGAAAGCAGCUCUGCACUAUUCCCAGAGACGCCGUUUACUUCAGCUAUCAGAACAGCUCACCGACAUUUGGGCUUGUUGCUGACAGGUACCACUUCUGCGAGAAGUGUUUCAACGAGAUCCAAGGGGAAAGCGUUUCUCUGGGCGAUGACCCCACGCAGCCACAAACAUCGAUAAACAAGGACCAGUUUGAGAAGAAGAAGAACGACACUCUGGACCCUGAACUGUUUGUCGAAUGCUUGGACUGCGGCCGCAGGAUGCAUCAGAUCUGCGUUUUGCACAACGAAACCAUCUGGCCUUCAGGCUUUGUGUGUGACGCCUGCUUAAAGAAGUCGAAUAAGUCAAGAAAAGAGAACAAGUAUUCAGCCAAACGACUUCCUCAGACCAAGUUGGGCUGCUUCCUGGAGACGAGGGUCAACGACUUCCUGAAGCGCCAGUCCCACCCGGAGUCUGGGGAGGUCUUCAUCCGAGUGGUGCACGUGUCCGACAAAGUGGUGGAGGUGAAACCAGGCAUGAAGUCCAGGUUUGUGGACAGCGGCGAGAUGUCUGAGUCGUUCCCGUACAGAACAAAAGCCCUGUUUGCGUUCGAGGACAUCGAUGGAGCCGACGUUUGCUUCUUCGGGAUGCAUGUGCAGGAGUACGGCUCAGACUGCCCCCAACCCAACCAGAGGCGAGUUUACAUUUCCUACCUGGACAGCGUUCACUUCUUCCGCCCGCGCAGCCUGAGAACGGCUGUUUACCAUGAAAUCCUCAUCGGCUACCUGGAGUAUGUGAAGAAACUGGGUUACACCACUGGUCACAUCUGGGCGUGUCCUCCGAGCGAGGGCGACGACUACAUCUUCCACUGCCACCCGAUGGACCAGAAGAUCCCAAAGCCCAAACGCCUGCAGGAGUGGUACAAGAAGAUGUUGGACAAAGCGGUGGCAGAGAGGAUAGUUCACGACUACAAGGACAUCUUCAAGCAGGCGACCGAGGAUCGCCUAACCAGUGCCAAGGAACUGCCUUACUUUGAGGGCGACUUCUGGCCCAACGUGCUGGAGGAGAGCAUUAAAGAGCUGGAGCAGGAGGAAGAGGAGAGGAAAAGGGAGGAGAACAGCACCUCCAAUGAGAGCAUCGACGACACAAAAGGCGACAGCAAAAACGCAAAGAAGAAGAACAACAAAAAGACCAGCAAGAACAAGAGCAGCCUGAGCCGAGCCAACAAGAAGAAGCCGGGGAUGCCCAACGUCUCCAACGACCUGUCGCAGAAACUCUACGCCACCAUGGAGAAGCACAAAGAGGUGUUCUUUGUGAUUCGGCUGAUUGCGGGGCCCAUGGCCAAUUCUUUGCCCCCCAUUGUGGACCCCGACCCCCUGAUGGCGUGUGACCUCAUGGACGGCCGGGACGCCUUCCUGACGCUGGCCCGGGACAAACACCUGGAGUUCAGCUCACUGCGGCGGGCCAUGUGGAGCUCCACCUGCAUGCUGGUGGAGCUGCACAACCAGAGCCAGGACCGCUUCGUCUACACCUGCAACGAGUGCAAGCACCACGUGGAGACCCGCUUCCACUGCACCGUCUGCGAGGACUACGACCUCUGCAUCACCUGCUACAACACCAAGGGCCACGAACACAAGAUGGAGAAGCUCGGCCUCGGCCUGGACGACGAGAGCAACAACCAGGCGGCCGCCACCACCCAGAGCCCCGAGUACUCGCGGCGCCUCAGCAUCCAGCGCUGCAUCCAGUCCCUCGUCCAUGCCUGCCAGUGCCGCAACGCCAACUGCUCGCUGCCGUCCUGCCAGAAGAUGAAGCGCGUCGUCCAGCACACCAAGGGCUGCAAGAGGAAAACCAACGGCGGGUGUCCCAUCUGCAAGCAGCUCAUCGCCCUGUGCUGCUACCACGCCAAGCACUGUCAGGAGAACAAGUGCCCCGUCCCGUUCUGCCUGAACAUUAAGCAUAAGCUGCGGCAGCAGCAGCUGCAGCACCGCCUGCAGCAGGCGCAGAUGCUGCGCAGGAGGAUGGCCAGCAUGCAGAGGGUCGGGCAGCCCCCGCCAGGAAGUGUGCCCGGGGGCAACGGCCUGCCCUCUCCUGGAGGAAGUAACGGCCCGCCCACUGGCCCCGCCACCCCCACGUCUGCCGGGACACAGCCUCCAACCCCCCAGACGCCCGGCCAAACCAACAUGCCCAUGAUGCCUCAGCAGCAGGGGGCGGGGCUAAGCGGAAUGGGAACGCCAGGGCAACAGCAGGUUCAGAUGGGUGCAAUGCCCCCCCAGCACCACCUCAAUCAAUUCCCGUCGGGUGGAGGGGGAGUAAUGAACUGUCCUCAGCAGCAGAUGGUUCCUCAGCUGCAGCAGCACCCCCCCAACGUGCAGCAGCACGCCGGGGGUCUGCCCCCCUACAACCCCCGACCCUCUGGAGUCUCUCCUCUCCACCAGACGCUAGGGAAGCCCAACCUAGGUGCUGCCACCCCUCCCCAGCAGAUACCCGGCCAGGGUCAGGGGUCCAUGCCUGUGCAAGGUCAGCAGCAGGGCCCCCCCCUCGCCGCUGUCGAAACUGCACUGAAAAUCCAGCGUCUGGCAGAGACGCAGCGGCAACAGGCGCAGAUCCGGGGCAUGGGCGCCGGGGGCAUCAUGUCCCCCCACCACCAGAACAGCCAGGGUCAGAUGGGGAUGCCCCCUAUGGGUGCACAGGUCAUGCCCCCCCAGGGACAGGGAGUUGUGGGAAGGAGCGUCAUGGACGCGCAGCAGCAGGGAAUGUUGGCAGGGAUGCAGCAGGGGGGCCCCCAGUCACAGCUAGCCCCCCAGGUUCAGCAACUUCAGCAAGUCGGUUGUGGACAAGCAGGUAACCAGCAGUGGGGGCCUGUGGGGUCCAACAUGCCCCCCCAGCCCAGACCGGGCCUCAUGGUGGCGCCAGCGGGGGCGCAGCAGCAGCCGAUGAACCAGCAGCAGCCCCCGCCAGGAAACCGUGGGAUGAUGCAGAUCAUGGGCGUCGGGGGCGACCCCGCGUCGGGGAACCUGCCACAGGCGGCUCUGCAGGAGCUCCUGCGGACGCUGCGCUCCCCCAGCUCCCCCAUGCAGCAGCAGCAGGUCCUGAACAUCCUCCGCUCCAACCCCACCCUCAUGGCGGCCUUCAUCCGGCAGAGAGCCGCCAGGUACCAGGGGGGUCAAGGCGGCCCCGGGGGCCCUCAGCAAGGACCUCCAGGGGGCGUGAGGUUCCCAGGAGCUGCUGGAGGGCUGCCCGGAGGACCCGGAGCCAACCAGCUCGGUAGUUUGGACGGACAGCAGCAAGUGAACCAAACGGGUCAGCCUGGGAUGAUGGCUCAGGGCGGAGUCUCGGAGGGGAGCAUGCCCACCAUGGCGCAGCUACAGCAGCUGCAGCAGCAACAGCAGCAGCAGCAGCAGCAGCAGCGUCCAAUGAUGCCGGGGAAUCUGCAGCAGCAGCAGCAGAUGGCUGCGCAGCUUCAACAGCAGGGGGCGCUGCAAGGGCAGCAAGGAAACAUGGCCAACAUGAACCCGCAGUUCAGAGAGAUGCUGAUGCGCAGACAGCUGCAGCAGAUGGGCAACCAUGCGCAGUUCCAGCAGCAGCAGCAGCAGCAGCAGCAAGGCCAGCAAAGCUUCAUGCAGCCGGGGCAGGGACAGGGACCCUCCUCCCAGCCCCAGCAGGCGGGAGUCCAACAGCAGCUGCAGCAAGGACUGGCGCAGGGGGGCCAGCAGCAGGGGUACUCCCACGUCGCUGCAGCCCUGCAGCAGAGGAUCCAGCACCAGAUGCAGCUGCAGCAGCAGCAGCAGCAGCAGCAGCAAAGUCAGAUGGGGGGGCACCAGGGGCAAGAGGUCGGGCCUAACGGGGGCCCUCCACUCCAGCCUGGACAAGGUACACCAGGGCAACAGCAGGGCGGGGCUGGCGGGGCCCCCCAGGGCAUGCUUCCCCAGAACAUUCACCAGAGGCUUCUGCAGCAGCCCCACCUAGGAGGGGGCUCCCCCGCCCAGCACAGCAGCCCCAUGAGCCCCCAACAGCAGAUGGCCCAAUCGCCCCACCCCCAUCUCCAGGCGGGGUCGCUCAGCAGCCAGGUCAGGUCCCCGCAGCCCUCCCCUCGACCGCAGUCGCAGCCCCCGCACUCCAGUCCCUCCCCCCGCAUGCAGCCCUCCCAGACGCACCCCUCCCCCCACCGCAUCUCCCCGCAGACCCAGACCGGGUCCCCCCACCCGGGUCACAUGAACCAACACCACCCCAGUAUGGCCCCGCCCCCUCAACAGCAGGGGGCGGGGGGCGGUUCAGUGGAGAACAGCCAGUUUGGCUCGGAUCAGAACCUCAUGUCCCAGCUGAGCGGGAUGGCGGCGAUGCAGGGGGGGCCGUCGGACUUAAUGGGAGUAAACAACAACAACAACACAAACAACAGCAGCCAGGACAUGGGGCCCAACAUGAACCACAACCUAAUGUAGCCUUGAGCGCGCCCGGUCCCGCCGCUCCGGCGCCGCAUUCAACCGCAAUAAAACAGACACGACUUCCCGGGUCUUUGGGGUUCUAGAAGACUUUUUUAUUUAAAUAUUUUUGUGACGUUUGAAACGAACUUCCUUCCUAUGGGAGAUGCCACAUUAAUCUUAGAAGUCAAUAAAUUAAAACAAUGGUAAGUUAUUGCUGUUAAUAUAUAUAUAUCUAUAUAUUUUUGCCAAUCGUGUACAAAGAACCAGAAGGGGGCGGAGUUUCAGGCGACGAUGUUUCUUCCUGGAGUAAAUGACGAUAUUUUUGGGGAGUGAGAAUUUUUGUCUUUUUAUGAAGAUUUUUAGGAUUUCUCAUGUGGACAGAAGUUAAAGUGAGUUGACGUGAUGUUUUAUUAUUAUUUUUUAUAUAUAUAUAUAAAUAUAUAUAUAUAUUGUUUUUGCUCUUUGACCCCCCUCCCCCGUCAUGAUUGUAUCUAUUUUGCAGAGUACGUUUAUUUCUGUAUUUCGUGUCCUCUGGAUGGUAAAAACUAGCAUCUACAUAUCUUCCGUUGCAGGAAUCUUUGUACAGUUUCCAGACUUUUUGACAGCAGAUAUAAAUAUAUAUUUAUUGUUUGAAGGUGUGUGCGUGUUGGCGGCUGUUUUUGGUUUUCCCGGCGCCGGGAGGCGGGGUUUACGGGUUUGAAUCAAACCUGGACGGUGUUUUGGGGUCUGUUGACCUCUGACCUCCCGGGCCGUUUUGUACAUACGUUCUUCCCAACCCGCGGCGACGUGGACGCGCUCCUGAAUGCCUCACAGACUUCAAUGUACAAAUUCCCAAUCAAACUUUCGUGAAGUGGAACGCCGUGUACAGACUCGGAUCUUUGCUGUAUGUGUUCAACAGAUCUACUGUACAGUAUUUCCUUUUUUUUUUUGUAACUUGUACAGUUUUGGGGUGUCGAAGGUCACAAGCACCAAUGCGCCUUUUUUUCUGUGUAUUUUUCACGAGCUUUUACAGAAACGUUCCCACCCGGACCGCCGAGGUUGGAAUCCUUUAGCUUUUUUUUUGUUGUUUUUUUCCCGCCGGGUGGGAGGAGGGAACACAUCAGAACCAGGCUGCAAUAUAUCUUGAGACUUAUUUUAUAAGAAAUUACAGGAAAAAAAAACUCAACUGUCUUUUAUAUAUAGAUAUAUUAUUUAAUUUUAUUUUUUUGGAAAUAAAACUUGAAGCUAAAGGAAUUAUUGGAGAAAAGGUUUUGCCGGUUGGGCCUGGGGUAGGCGGUGGAACCCAUCCUUUUGAUGAGAUGUUUUAUGUACAUGAAUAUAGUAAACAUCACUGUACAAACCGAUUUGAUAAAUUGUUUUAUGAAUAUAGUAAACAUCACUGUACAAACCGAUGGCAACUGAACAAAGUUUUUCUUUUUGUUCCUAAUAAGACUGGAAAUGAUAUUUAAAUAUUUGUUUAGUAUUCAAAUGAAAACCCUGACCACUUUUUAUUUUUUCCUCGUUAACAAUUUCGGUGCUUAAUGAGAGAAAGCAGAUCUAACUGUUUUUCUUUUAGGUUCUUUUUUAAGUUAUUUUGGUGGUCUGAUUUUCUUUUUCUUUUUCUGCCAUAAAUUAAUUGUACUAUAAUAAAGUAUGUUUGUACCAUUGGAA